AUGCCAACUACACCAAAAGCUUACACUUUAAACUACGCAGAAAGAACAGAAAAUAUCUUCCAUUUACCCACUACUAUGGAAAAAGAUGAAUUAGUGGAUAAUACCGUACUCUUCAUGCUUUCCAACCUAAAUCAAACUGUGAAUCCUUGUGAUGACUUUUAUGAAUUUGCCUGUGGUAAUUGGGCACAUAAUAAAAAAGUGCCCGAGUUUGGACGUACAUUAUCUCUAAUAAACACCAUGCAAUAUAUUUUGGAUGAUUUGGCCAUGGAUUUUUUAGAAAAUAAAAUCAAGGGAUCACAAGAUAUAGGUGAACAAAAGGCUAAAUUAUUUUAUAAAUCCUGUGUCAACACUAAGCCAAAUCUUACAACAGGUUUAAAUCUUUUACUACAAGAAGAAUAUGAUAUAUACUCCAGUUUAAAGUUUACCGGUGAAUAUGAUUGGUUAGAAGUGAAUUUUAUGUCUCCUUAUAACAUUUAUCCUCUGCUGCCUUUGAUUAUAAAUGAAUGGGCAUCUGCAAGUGGAGAAUAUGAAAUUACUUUGUCCCUACCACAACCAUAUAUAAUAUCAUAUUUCCUUAACAAUUCUCUAAAAAAUGAAUUUUUAGCAAGUUUUGAUAUAAAAUCAAAUGAUUUGGAUAAUGUUUUACAAUUUGAAGAAUAUUUAAUAAGUGUAGCUACACAACGCCAGCCAAGGGAGAGAAAAACCUUGGCAGAAUUUUUGUUACAUCAUAAAAGUGAUACUCUUAAUUGGAACAUAUUUUUUCAGAAAGCUUUUCCAAAUCAAACAGAGAAUUAUUGGUAUGUUAAUAAUGAAAUAGCUAAUAUUAACGAAUUACACGAUUUUUUAAGCAAUACGCCUCUUUUAACUCUAAGAAGUUAUGUUCAAGUCUGUACUGUAUUAAAAUUUUAUAAAAUCUGGCGUAAAGUAAUAACUGAUCGGGAAAAUCAACGGGCACAAUGUCGCUUUUUAACGGAAAAAUACUUUCGUUAUGCUAUGAUGCCCUGGUUUAUGCAACAGCUUUUUACAAGGGCUAAUCAUAGAGAUAUCAAUGAAAUAGCUCAAUAUAUAAAACAAUAUUUUUUGAAUUCCAUUCAAAAUUAUAAAUGGCUUAGCGAAACAUCUAAACGAAAUGUAAGGCAAAAACUUCAAGAUCUGGAAAUAGUCAUAGGAUUUAGCGAGAAGAUUAUUUCGGCAGAUUUUACAAAACAGCAUUAUGGUGAUUUAGUAAUAACUUCUAAUUGGUUUGAAAAUCUACAAAACUUGGAAGCUCAAUUUACACUAAUGUUAAAGCAAUCUGUAUACCAAAAGUUGGUACCGCCAUUCUUAUCACCCUUUGAGUUAAAUUCGUUUUAUAACAACGUGCUCAAUCUUGUUUAUAUAAGCAUGGGUGUCAUGCAAAUGCCUUUAUAUCAUAAGGAUUUACCCGCUGUUCUUAAAUUUGCUGGCGUUGGCGUAUUUAUUGCUCAUGAAUUGGCCCAUGCCUUUGACUCUGACAAUCAACUGCAUGAUUUUGAUGAACAGCAGCACAAAUAUUCCAACAAUGCUUGGCUAUCUGAACAAUCUUUGGAGAAUUUUAGAAAACGUUAUCUUUGCUUAAAAAAUCAAUAUGAACAAUUUUAUUAUCGCGGCAAAAGCAUCGAUAAUAGUGAACUGUCUAUGGAGGAAAAUGUAGCCGAUAAUGCCAUGUUACAUUUAAGUUUUGAGGCUUAUUUGAAUUUUUCUGGUGGCUGGCAGGAGGGCUUAAAGAAACCAAUACGAAAUUUCGAUUUUAACAUAAAUCAAAUAUUUUUUAUAAAAUUUGCCCAGACUUUUUGUAAUGGCGCAGUAGAGAUGGAAGAAAAACUUAAUGAAUCUAAAAUUCAUGUUUUCGAUGAAUUUCGAACGCUGUUGCCAAUACAAAAUACACCGGAGUUUGCGAAGGCGUUUAAUUGUAAAUUGGGCUCACCCAUGAAUCCAGUGAAAAAAUGUAGAUUGUGGUAG
Messenger RNA from Lucilia sericata (common green bottle fly), 1980 nucleotides. RefSeq names its product endothelin-converting enzyme homolog. The transcript has a single exon. Gene Ontology annotation, biological process: protein processing. The record is from RefSeq and is a predicted model, not a curated record. Lineage: Eukaryota; Metazoa; Arthropoda; Insecta; Diptera; Calliphoridae. Gene Ontology annotation, cellular component: plasma membrane. Gene Ontology annotation, molecular function: metalloendopeptidase activity. Bases 1 to 1980 code for a protein of 659 amino acids.